Glossina fuscipes is the source of this 3728-nucleotide messenger RNA. It is a transcript of the gene Mp, whose product is annotated as collagen alpha-1(XV) chain. Lineage: Eukaryota; Metazoa; Arthropoda; Insecta; Diptera; Glossinidae. The record is from RefSeq and is a predicted model, not a curated record. The transcript has 25 exons. Bases 56 to 3511 code for a protein of 1151 amino acids.
UUCACCUAUUUUGGAAAAUUGCAUCCAGUUUGUGUCAACAUUACGCCGCUGCACCAUGGAUUUAGCUUUCAGCAAAAAAAUAAUGCGUUCUUGGCUCAAAAUGCUUUUAAUUCUUAUGACAAUUUUCGUAAUGCAUAUCCAGUGUCUGCAAUUAAGCGGGCAAUCAAUUAAAGAUGCUAUUGCCGAAUACAGACUCCUAGACGUUAUCGACGAUAAUCAUUUACAAGGCAUCGAAUUCAUACAUGCCGAUGAUGGCUUUCCCGCUUAUAAAUUUUUGCCGACAGCGGACGUUAAAUCACCGUACCGCAUGUUAUUGCCGGAAAAAUUACAAGAAUUUGCGAUUGAAGUUAUCUAUCAACCGAAUUCGGCAAAAGGUGGUUAUUUGUUUAGUGUGGUCAACCCUUUAGAUACAAUUGUCCAAUUGGGCGUACACUUUUCGCCAGUAAUUAAAGAUACAUGGAAUAUAUCAUUGAUUUAUACUCCGCCCGAAAAUAGUCAUGCCCAGAAAAAACUGGUUACCUAUCAAUUACCUUACGAGCCAAAGAAAUGGACUUCAAUAGCAUUUCGUAUUCUAAGCGAUAAGGUAGUAUUUUAUUAUGAUUGUGAAAUUAAAGAGACUACAAUGGUAGUUAGAGAACCGCUGGAAAUGAUAUUUGAUUCAGCAUCUACAUUAUAUCUCGCACAAGCUGGGCCAAUAUUAGAGGGUCACUACGAGGGCUCAUUGCAAAAGUUAAAUAUUUACGGUAAUCCAGACGCUUUAUCGACCACAUGCAAAGCGCCCGUCAAAGAAAAGAUUUUAUCUGAUAAUUUCUUAGAAUCUGGAAGUUCCGGAUUGGACUUAUUUGAAGAUGGUGAAAUUAUUGAUUGGGGAAGUUCUGGAGUGUUGCCACUACUCGAAGAUACGGGCGAUUUAGCCGAUGUAAAUUUAUGGAAUACUGCCACAGGCAAUUACGAUGGCAGUGGUAUGCCGCCAACUCAGUCACAAUAUCCUCAUGAACGACCCUUUCGUACGUUAAAAGGUGAGAAAGGCGAACGGGGCGCUAAAGGUCCGCCCGGCGAUAGUAUACGUGGUCCACCAGGACCACCAGGACCUAAAGGUGAACCCGGCACUUCGGCACCUUUUUUCGACUUCAAUUCCAAUCCCGAAGCGAAAUACUCUAGCAAGUGUAUUUGCAAUGCAUCCGAUAUCCUAGCAGCAAUUAAAGACAACGAUUUACUACGUGAAACACUGCGCGGUCCGCCAGGCUUGCCGGGCAAGGAGGGAAAAACUGGUGCUCCUGGACGUACGCAUUUUAUGGAACGAAGUCUUAUGCAAUACAUCAAACGUAAAAUGGGUGCUACUGGGGUCCAAGGUGAACGCGGUGCCCCCGGUUCUAAAGGCGACCGCGGCGAUAGGGGCGAUCCUGGACCUCGUGGUCCCGAAGGUCUCCAGGGUCAAAAAGGUGAACCAGGUGUUGACGGUUUACCCGGUGUGGUUGGCCCGCCUGGUCCACCUGGUCCACCUGGUUUACCUGAAAGCUAUGAUGAAUCUUUAAUGGGCAACUCAAUGGGAGCAUUGCGUAGCAAUAGCCCAGGACCAAAAGGGGAGCUAGGUGUUAAAGGUGAGAUGGGUCGAUCUGGCGAACGCGGUCAGCCGGGGCAAAAAGGCGAACGAGGUGAUCCUGGUAUGACUGGAGAAAAAGGUGACAGGGGCCAUCAAGGACCGCAUGGGCCGUCUGGUGCUAAAGGAGAACCCGGCCAACCGGGUGUUCCUGGCAUUUCUGGUGCACCCGGUGCAACAGGUCUGAAAGGUGAUCGAGGAUUACCCGGCGAAAUAGGUGCAAUGGGACCAGCCGGACCUCCAGGGCAGAUCGUUUACGCUGACACGCCAUUCGGAACUCAAAAUGUUACACAGUGUAUGUGCCCUGCUGGACCACCAGGACCAAUUGGCCCCCGCGGUCCAUCCGGUUAUGAUGGAUCAUCCGGUUUGAACGGUGAACCGGGUCCAGCUGGUUCGAUCGGUUUGACCGGCCUGCCUGGUGCAAAAGGCGAGAAAGGCGAAAAAGGUUUGCGUGGUUUGAGCGGACCGAAAGGUGAUCGAGGACCUGAAGGUCCACCAGGACAGGCCUUUUUCGCCGGUGGUUUCGAAGGCAUGGCUACGAAUGGCACGAAGGGUGAUAAAGGUGAAAAGGGUAUGCGUGGUCGUCGCGGCAAACCGGGAACAGCUGGACCCAUAGGAGCUCCGGGCAAACCAGGUCAAAUUGGCGAAAUGGGACAUUCGGGACGCCCAGGUAUUCCAGGUCCUAAAGGUGAUAUGGGAUCAAAAGGGCAAAAAGGUGAACCAGGCGGACGUGAAGGUGUUAAAGGUGAUAAGGGGGACCGUGGCCAAGACGGUCGAGAUGGUUUGCCAGGACCGCCGGGCUUACCAGCACCCGCAGGCGAGGGAGUUCAAUAUAUACCUAUGCCAGGACCUCCGGGUCCACCAGGACCCUCUCUUCUUCGAGCAGGACCACCUGGACCACCAGGUCCACCUGGACCGCCUAGUCACAGUAGAAUGCCACAACAUGAUCGGGAUGAAGAGGAAGAAGCGCCGUACUAUUCGGCCUCUUCAACGUGGAAUAUGCGCAUUGUUCCGGGCGCGGUUACAUUUCCCAAUAUUGAUGAAAUGACUAAGAAAUCCGCUAUGAAUCCGCCUGGUACUUUAGCUUAUAUUACAGAAGAGGAAGCUCUGUUAGUACGAGUAAAUAAAGGUUGGCAAUAUAUUGCGCUUGGCACGUUGGUACCGAUUGCCACACCAGCCCCACCGACCACAAUAGCACCACCUAUACGCAUUGAUAUACAGUCGUCGAAUUUAUUAAACAAUUUACCGCCAUUACUCAAUACGCCAACGUUUACAACAGCGCCGGAAUACGAAACGUGGUAUCCACGUAUGCUAAGGAUAGCUGCGCUAAAUGAGCCCUACAUUGGGGACUUACAAGGUAUACGUGGAGCUGAUUUCGCUUGCUAUCGUCAAGGUAGAAGAGCCGGCUUGCUGGGCACCUUCAAAGCAUUUCUAUCAUCAAGAGUACAAAAUCUUGAUUCCAUUGUACGAGCUGCCGACCGUGAACUACCUGUUGUAAAUACGCGUGGUGAUGUUCUAUUCAAUUCCUGGAAAGGCAUAUUUAAUGGUCAAGGUGGCUUCUUUUCACAAGCACCACGCAUCUAUAGCUUCAGUGGCAAAAACGUUUUAACCGAUCCGCUUUGGCCUCAAAAGCAUGUCUGGCACGGUGCUUUACCCAACGGUGAACGUUCGAUUGACACAUAUUGCGAUGCGUGGCAUUCGGGGGCGAGAGAUAAAUUUGGUUAUGCCAGCAAUUUACUGGGGAACAAACUGCUUGAUCAGGACCGUCAAACAUGCGACAGCAAAUUGAUAGUGUUGUGCGUUGAGGCGCUGUCGCAGGAUCGAAGAAAAAAACGUGAUUUGAGUGACAGUGAUAUUGAAUUCCAUACAGCUGCUGAAUAUGAAGAACAUCUUAAGUGGUUGUUAACUUGAAACUAAAUCAGUUCUGUGUAUAAAUUAGAAAUGGGCUUCCAAACUAUAUAGAAGCAACCAUAGCAUAAACAUUAUUCCGAACAUCCUCUUCAUCAAGAACAAGAAUAACAUCAUAGCUAUGAAAUCACUAAAAGAAUAUAACAAAAAUUUGCCAUAAAAUACAUUCAAUCGACAAAGGAAGCCAGGCAUUGCCAAAAGGAAAAAAAAAAAAAAAAAA